This is a messenger RNA of Microplitis mediator, 1814 nucleotides long. RefSeq lists its product as uncharacterized. Gene Ontology annotation, cellular component: membrane. Lineage: Eukaryota; Metazoa; Arthropoda; Insecta; Hymenoptera; Braconidae. The coding region runs from base 179 to 667 and encodes 162 amino acids. The record is from RefSeq and is a predicted model, not a curated record. The transcript has 5 exons.
CAUUUAGCCUCUUAUGAUAACAUUGUAUGUCAUAUAUGUUCAUGGCGCGUAUGAUAUCAUUGAUGACGUAAUUGCGCGGAAUGGGUUAGUAGUCAUAACUCUGUCGUGCGCGCCUCCAGUUGAUCGUAGGCAGUCGGCGGUAUCAGUCAAUUAAAGAAAGUGAAAGGAGUUUGCUAUCAUGUCGCAUACAGUAACAGUGAGAACCGCUACGGUGACCACCAGUACCUCGAGUAUUAUUAUCAACACUGGGUAUUUGAAAACUUAUCGAGGGAUUUUGAAGUUCUUGGAACUGGUACUGGGUGCAGUAUGUGUGGGAAUAAUGGGACAUCAUUUUGAUCGGGGGUAUCCUUACACUGUUCCAAAUCAAUUUUUCAUGCUUAUGACGACAACUUUUAUGAUAGCGACCUUUUUAUUAUUACUGAGUUGUCUGGUUUCCAUUGCCACGGAAUCUAUUAUCUCUAAGACAAUUUAUGAAGUCAUUUAUCAUUCAAUUGCAUUUGCAUUACUACUUGCCGCCUCUUUAAAUCUCAUGGUGAGAGUGACUGACCGCUAUAGUAGAACUUCAGAAUAUGAUUUAUUGUUAGGCGCAUCGAUUUGUGGACUGGUAAACUGUGCCUUGUAUUUCUUCAGCACCGUCCUCGCUCUAAGAAUGUACAGAGGCUUGUAAAGUACAAAAUAACCCGAGACAAAAAAUAAUUUUAAAGUACUUAAAAAUUAAUGGAAAUAUUUUUUAUAUAAAUAUUACACACACCGGUCAUUUUAUACUGACUUCACAAAUAACAAAGUCUGAAUAUACAAAACAAAGUACGCUUACCAAAUUUUUAUAGUCUUCUGAAAAGUGGAAAAUAUUUUUUUUCCAAAGGUUUUAUUUAUAAACGAAUAUACAGAGCAGAUUAUUUUUUAAUAAUCGAUUUUAAAUUAUUAUUUUCGAGAUUUUUGAAUUGUAAUUUUACUUGAUGUACAAUUGUUAAGAUUUUAUUAAACUGAUUAUUUCUAACUAUAUUACACACCUAGGGCAGUAAAGUAAGAAAUGUCUUAGAUCACAUGUAAUUGUUGUCACAAACAUGUGAUCUGAGACAUUUCUUACUUUACUUCCCUUGUUGUGUAAUAUACUAUUUCCCCUCGACGGAGGCGGAAAGCGGCAACUUCGUUUUGCACAGUGGGACAAAAAUUGACGAUUUUCACCCUGAGGCGAGAAAAAGUAAUUACUUGUAUGUUACUUUUAAACAUAUUUUUAUUAUAUAAAUAUUUUAAUGACUUUAAAAUCAUUAAUUAAUUUUAAAAAGGAGACGGGCCCAUCAGAUUAGAGUAUCAAAAAAAUAUUUACUUUUGAAGCCAACCCUGGAACUCGUAAAAAAAAAAUACUAUCGAACUUUUUUUUCAAAUUUACACUAGACUAUUAAUAUUUACUAAUUAUCGUAAAAUUUUUUUUAGACUUUCCCAUUUUGUCAAAAAAAUAAAAUUUAAUAACUUUUUAAAAAUAUGAGCAAAUAAAAAAUUCCGCACACCCAGGCCCUCUCCAUACAUAUAUAUAAGUAACGAUCGUAUUGAAAUAUUCUAAUAUUAUAAUAUCUGUAUAAUUUAUUAAUUUUUAUUAAUUAAAGUUAAUAUUUGAAUACAUUUUUCUGUUAAUAAUUAUUUAAUAAGUGCCAGAAUUUAAAUAAAUGUAUUAAAUAUUUAACAAUAAAUAAAAAACAAUUUGCUGAGAAAUUGUACGAAAGAUAUAUUUAUCAAAGAUAAAAUAUAUAUGUUGGCUAAAUAUAACUGCAACUCGUAAUGUCUGUAUGCUUUAAUAAAAAAAUUUAAUAUUAAAA